AUGGUGCCCACACCCACCAGCAGCAACCCUCCAACUCAACUCGAAAUUUUUUUCGUGGCCAACAAUUCAACCAGCCCAAGCCAUUUCGUCCAAACGACGCUACCAACCGAAAUAGUUUCAACACUGCAAACGUCAACUCCAAUCAAGCUUAACGAACUAGCACUAGCCCUGCACGACCACCCAGACAAACCAUUUGUGGCAUCCAUACUCCUAGACAUUUCGCGUGGUGUAGACCUGGGCUUCACAGGCAAUCGCUCUGCCAGACAAACUCCAAAUGCCAAGUCUUCACUCAAACACAAAGACAUUGUCUCAAAAGCCGUAAUGAAAGAGGUCAAACUGGGGCACACUAUUGGUCCAUUCUCCGAGCCACCCUUUCUAAACUUCGUCACUAACUCCCUCGGGAUCAGGCCAAAGAAGACAGGUGGUCACCGACUCAUAAUGGACUUGUCCCAACCAACGAACAAUAGUGUAAACGACUUCAUACCAAAGGAAAACUAUACUUUGGUCUAUGCUCGCAUUGACGAUGCCAUCGCCAUGAUCAACAAACAUGGGCCCGGUUCGCUUCUUGCGAAAGUAGACAUCCAACAUGCGUUCAGACUGUGUCCUGUGCGAAAACAAGACUGGCAUCUACUCGGGUUUAAGUGGGACGGCCAUUACUACUUCGACCGCGUCCUUCCAUUUGGUCUGCGGUCUGCACCUUUCCUAUUCAAUAGGAUCGCCACAGCACUUGAAUGGGUAGUCAGACACCAAGCCAAAACAAGUGACAUCAUACACUAUCUCGACGACUUCCUGGCCGUCGGCCCACCCAAUCAUCAAUCCUGUCAACGAAGCAAAGACAUAAUUCUAAACACCUGCUCCACACUAGGCAUUCCCGUUGCUGCCAACAAGGUCGAAGGUCCAUCAUCCAUUAUUACCUUCCUCGGCGUCGAAUUGGACACAGUCGACAUGGUCAUCCGCCUACCAGCCGACAAACUUGAAAACAUCUUAUCUGCUAUUCCACUGUGGGCUAACAGAUAUCACUGCUCUAAACGUGAACUCCUAUCACUAAUUGGAACUCUGAGCUUUGCAUGUAAAUGCGUUCCUGCGGGAAGGCUGUUUCUAAGACGAAUGAUAGACCUCGCCACCACUGCUUCAUCAAUCAACCAAAUUAUAGUCCUUUCCAAUGACUUUCGCCUAGAUCUCCAAUGGUGGUGGGAGUUUCUUCCAAACUGGAAUGGCUCCGCCCGCAUUCUCGCAACAUCAUGGUGUCUGACCCCAAAUAUGAAUCUCUACACAGACGCUUCAUCUGUCAUUGCCUGUGGGGCCUUCUACAACAAGCAAUGGUUCACCCUGCCUUGGUCACCGGACAAAUGUUCCAUCAACCCUCCCCUCUCAAUUGAAUGGAAGGAACUUUUCCCUAUCCUAAUUUCAUGUCUAAUUUGGGGCCACCUUUGGCAUGGGCAAAAAAUCAUGUUUCACUGUGACAAUGAGGCAAUCGUCAACAUUUGGAAAAAAGGCACUUCAAGAUGUCAACGCAUCAUGUCGCUUGUGCGUGCCAUCUUCUUCACCGCAGCUAAUGGCAACUUCCACGUCAUGAUAGCACAUAUUCGUGGUACUAACAAUUCAAUUGCUGACUCUUUGUCUCGUUUGCAGAUGAAACGGUUUCGCCAACUGGUGCCAGACGCAGCAACAGAACCAGUAACACUGCCAGACCUCGACAGCUACUAUCCACAACAGUAA
Molecule: messenger RNA, 1719 nt
Organism: Saccoglossus kowalevskii
Lineage: Eukaryota; Metazoa; Hemichordata; Enteropneusta; Harrimaniidae
Source: RefSeq, a predicted model, not a curated record